GGUGCAUUUUGUCGUUUCCAAAUCCUUGGGGGAUGGCUUCUAAAAUGUUUUUAGUAGCUCGAAAAUAUGCGGCGGAGCCAUGCCGGUGUUUGAUAAUUGCUAAGAAAAUGGCGGGAGUGGCUUGCCAGAUAUCACUCAGCUCAUCAUCGACCCUGAGGAGGGUUGGUCAUCGGCCGAGAUGCUUCUCUGGUUCGCCGGAGAAGAGAACGCCGGCUAUUCUGAAAUGGGCGGUUGGCGGAGUCACUGAAUUGCUCCGGCUCGCUUCGUCACCUUCUUCUUCCAUCCCUAAAAACAAGGAUAGAUCGAAUUCAGAGGUUACAGAUCGAGAUGUUGAUGAUGUGAUGGGAAUUUUGACAACAGAUUAUGGGAAUGCGUAUUUCGUCACAGGAAUCUUCACUUGUGCAGUUUACUCGGAUGAUUGCAUCUUCGAGGACCCAACAAUCAGCUUCCAGGGUACGGAUUUGUAUGAACGCAACUUGAGAUUACUGGUUCCGUUCCUCGAAGAUGCAUCCAUUGAACUGCAAAAUAUGGAGAAAAGUGUGUCGUCCCAAAUAAACUAUAUACGGGCGACAUGGAAGCUAAGGACUUACCUGAAACUUCCAUGGAGACCAUUGAUAUCGAUCAACGGAAGUACGGUCUAUGAACUUGAUGGAGAUUUCAAAAUUGUGAGGCAUGUCGAGAGCUGGAAUGUAUCGGCGGUUGAAGCAAUCAGGCAGAUAUUCACUGUCAACUCUUUUCCCUCUCGUGGCUGAGAGUCCUAACCACACUAAGAUUCAUGCAUCCAUCCAUGCUCCAUAGAAUGUCUACUGUAAAUUUUUAGUUUAAGUGUUUACCGGAUUUGCCAAGUCAAAAUUGGAAAUCAUAACAGCAGAUAAAUUGUCAAAAUCAACUUUCUAUUGUUGGUAUAUAGUAGAGCUAUAUAUAUAAUAUAUAUUUCUCUGAUUUGUUCCAAGGUUCUUUUCUUGACCAUUGAGUAUAUAACUUUCUCAGUUAUUAGUAAUGUGCAAGAUUUUUAAACGACAAUGAAAUGAAAAGUUU
This is a messenger RNA of Eutrema salsugineum, 1038 nucleotides long. RefSeq lists its product as uncharacterized. The transcript has 8 exons. NCBI's taxonomy places the organism in Eukaryota, Viridiplantae, Streptophyta, Magnoliopsida, Brassicales, Brassicaceae. Bases 33 to 752 code for a protein of 239 amino acids. The record is from RefSeq and is a predicted model, not a curated record.